This is a messenger RNA of Besnoitia besnoiti, 1272 nucleotides long. RefSeq names its product Hsp70 interacting protein HIP. Gene Ontology annotation, molecular function: Hsp70 protein binding; protein dimerization activity. The coding region runs from base 1 to 1272 and encodes 423 amino acids. Lineage: Eukaryota; Apicomplexa; Conoidasida; Eucoccidiorida; Sarcocystidae. The transcript is spliced from 9 exons. The record is from RefSeq and is a predicted model, not a curated record.
AUGUGGUUUCCUGCAGUUUGUCAACUCAAGGCAUUCAUUGGGCUGUGCCAGAGGGACCCAUCCAUUCUUCAUCGACCGGAAUUAUCGUUCUUCAAGGACUAUCUUCAGUCACUCAAUGCUGAUAUCCCUGCGGAACGACCGGCCGAAGCACAGUCACGAGAGUCAGCAGGCAGCGAUGUCCUCACGCCUGAGGAAUCGCCUGAUGAAGAAUCUUCCGACUCAGAAGCUGAGGAACUGGACGAAGAGAGCUUGAAGGACAGCGAGGUCAUCCCCCCUGAGACCACAACUCCUCCUCCAUUGGCACCCGAAGGAGACAGAGAGCUGACUGAUGACGAACUUGAGAAACUGGCAAAGCUGAAGGAAGAAGCGAGCUCAGCAUGUGAAAUUGGUGACCUCGAAACUGCACUGGCGAAAUAUACUGAAGCGCUGCAAGUUGGGAGCCCGACUGCUCUUCUGUAUACGCGGAGGGCGGAUACUCUUUUGAAACUGAGAAGACCAGUUGCGUGCAUCCGCGACUGCGAUGAGGCCCUCAAGCUUAAUCCGGACAAUGCGCGCGCGUACAAAAUUCGCGGAAAAGCGAACAGGCUCUUAGGCAAAUGGCGAGAGGCUCACAGUGACCUCGAUAUGGGCCAAAAGCUUGACUAUGAUGAAGCCCUAUGGGAUAUGCAAAAAUUGGUCGACGAGAAGUACAAGAAGAUUGAAGAGCACGAGAGGAAGAUUUUGCGAAAGCGAGAGGAGAAAGAGAGGAAGCGUCGUGAAAAGGAGGCGAGGAAGCGGCGUGCUGCGGCUCAGCGAGCGUAUGAAGAACAGAAGAAGCGAGAAGCUGCUGCGUCCGGCGGUUUUCCCGGAGGUUUCCCUGAAGGCUUUCCGGGUUACGGUGGAGCAGCAGGGUUCCCAGGAGGUGCCAGUGGAUUUAACUUUCCUGGGGGGAUGUCUGGUGGCUUCACCGGCACUGGCUGUGGAGGUCCCGGGAUGGGGGGCUCCCCUGGUGGCUGCUGCGGUGGCGCAGACGGAGGAUGUGGCGGUGGAAUGCCAGCGGGAUCCAUGCCCGGUGGAGCAGGGAAUCUGUUCGGAGCCCUCAACGAUCCGGAGCUGAAGAAGCUUUUUGAGAAUCCCAAGAUGAUGGCCGCAUUUCAGGAAAUCAUGUCAAAUCCAUCGUCAAUCUCAAAGUAUGCCAGCGAUCCAGAGGUAAUGGCGGCGGUGGGUAAUCUCACCUCGAAGUUUGGCGGCGGGAUACCCGGUGCUGGUUUCCCUGCGGGGUCCCCGAUGUAA